AUGACCAAUAAUGAGUGUUUCGUGAUGAUGACGGAGAGUAGUGCUGCACCGAAAAAGCUGAAAAAGAAGAAGGUGAAAGAAAAAAAAUUAUCAAACAAUCACGGAGUGUCGGAUCAACAAGAAAAAAAGAGCAAGAAAAAAUCAUCAUCCUCUCACUCAUUGGAACAAUUAAAAUCAACCAAUAACAGCAAUAAUAAUACGAAUACUAAUAAUACAUCAUCUAAUGCUACGAAGGAAAAUGUAAAUAAUUUAAAUGUUAAACGAAAGAGCAUUUCCGAGGAUCCCAUCACGAUUCCGAUUGUACCUCCAAAGAAACGAGUUUCCAUGAGCGCAUCAGCUUCAACCAAAGAAGAAAAAUUACUAUCACCUCGGAGUACUAAUAAUAAUAUCAAUAAUAACGGAACGAGUAACAACACAAGAUCAUCAUCAACUGGAAAACGAACUCCUUUUAUUGCUUCAAAAAAAGAGGAUAUUCAGAACUCUGGAACUCCCUCUCUCAGUAAGAUCCACUCCAAAUCUUCAUCUUCCAUUCCUAGUCAAGUGACAAGCAAGAGUCCAGUACUGAUAAAAAUCCCUUCAAAACAACAACAACCACAACAAAACCAACCCUCGCCUCAAAAUAAUAAUUUUCAAGAAUCUUCUAUCAGCUCCUCUGAGGAUGCAGAACUAAAAAAGCAAGAAAUUGUCAUCCCAAAAACAAAUGGGCAAAUAGCACAAGUACAGAAUGGACCGAAAGAUGCUGCGGAUUCCAAAUCAUUCAUAUCGUCAGUGCCAUCAGUAAUGACCACGACACAGUCUCUGCCAGAUCGUACUCCAUCACCUCCAGUAGUACCACUGAUUGAGGAGACAUAUGUCUCCUUAUUUCAAAGUCAUGAUUCACUCAAUAAGAUAUUCUCCAAAAGUAAGGAUGUCUCGGCUCAUAUUCCAAAUUUUUGGUUUUACACACCAACCUAUGUACCACCCACGCAGUGGGACUUCACUCAACAUCCCACAAAUUUCCCAUGUACCAACAAUGGCACCUUGGACGAUCUCAGUUUUAACUAUUUAACAACUAGUUACAACUCAAUACGACAGCACUGUCCUAUCAAUGUUUUCGAAAAGAAAAGAUUUUGCAAUCCAAUUCCAUUCAUCACAACAUUCAACAAAAUGCAAGGUGAAAAAACAAAUCUUUUACUUGCGAACGAAAUUUCGCAAGAAAAGGCCAAAAGAGAACAGGAAGCAGAUGCAAUUCUGGAUUAUCUCAAACGAAGAAGAUCCGGAGAGAUUGUUCUCAAUCAAAAAUCACGAAAGAGCAAUAACCAACAUUCGUCGAAAAGUCUUCUUCUUGCAAGCAAGCAAAAACAAGACGUUGUACAAAAUAGAGCUACAAGAAAAAAGAGUAAGCUGUCUCAGACAAAGAAGGAAAAACUGGAGAGAAAAUCAGUCACAUUGUUUGAAACAGCCAAGUCACGAAGUAGUAGUGAGAGUAGGCCAAACCUGAUGGAUCCAUUAAUGGAAAACAGUACAUCAGCAUUGGAACGACCAAUUCUCAGCCGAACGCCCUCGCUGACAAGCUCUGCAGAUUUAUUUAAUGCUCCCUCAAUCAGUAGACAAAGUUCAAAAAAAUCCAUCGACAGAUCCCUCCGAAAUAGUGUUCAAUUGAAUGAGUUCACGCAAAGAAGAGACUCCACGGACAUUAUCAAUAAUAGAACACUUCCUCCAAAAUCGAGAUCACUAACAUCCUCUCCCAUGUUUCACUUUGAAAAUACCAAGGAUGAGAUUUCUGAAGGAACGAAAAUUGAAGAACAGCCAGCUAUAUCCAGCUUAGAAGCUAGAACCACGAUUGCCAACUUACUUAAUGAGAGUUGCAUUGACCUACCAAAAUUAACCUUAUGUCUAAAGCCACUCUUGGAAGAAACAAGAGAUAAGAAGGAUGAAGAGCUUGAAAAUGUGUCAACGCUCUAUGUACUCAUGAAGACAAUUGAAAAAAAGUCGUCAGAUGAAUAUCGCUCUAUUUGCAAACUCAUCACUGGCAAUAAUGGCUUUUUGGAAUAUCUAAAGAGUACGAUUACAAGCUGCCCGUUACAUCAUCCAGAAAUUUUACAAUUUGUCAUGAAAGUUGUACGAAAAUUAUCAGAAUAUUCGUGUGAGUUGCUGGGAUAUCAUUCUUCUCCAGGUGGAUAUCAACAUUUUGCAAAGAAUCUGAAAACCAUAAUUUCAGACACCAAACUCAUAGACAUGGGUUUUAUCUCGUGUAUUGUGGAGAAAAUGGAUACCCUCAACGAAUAUCUAAAACAGACACAAUGUGACCAAAAUAUAUCUCAACAAGACAUGAUUGCCCAAGAAUUAAUUCCUGACAAGACCAUUUACAACAUUAUGAGAGACAUGUUUCAUUCGUUGACAUGCUUAUCAUUCUCCGGUACCGAGACUCGCACAAAACUCUUACACGAUAGCCCUUAUUUUUUGAUCAUUUCGUCGAUAUUUAAAAUGAAACGAGCUCCCCUAUUGAAAACUAAUGUACUACUUUGUAUUGAACGAUUAAUUCUUUCAGGAACAACAUUUGAAAAUGAAGAAUUUAUAGACGACUCAACCACAAACCACUUGUUAGAGUUAGGCAUAAUCAGUCAAAUCAUUUCGGAUUACAAUCUAUUGACACUGAAAGCAAGAAAAGGCCAAGUUCAGAAAAAGAAAAAGCAAGGAGUUACUCUCAAACAAGCUCUCUACCAGGUCAUUCGAGCACUUUCUUUUCACGAAAGAGCUCGAGAAGAAAUGUAUCGAUCUGGUUUCUUCCACAAUUUACUUUCAAUGAUGAGAGAACUUGGGACAAGCAAUGAAGAAACAGAGGAGGAGUCCAGUAUUAUGAAAGGAUUAAUCCUCGAUGCAAUUUCAAACUUUGUUCCUUCGUCGAGCAUUCAUCGCGAUACUCUCAUCCUCAAGUACAUUUUUGACACCGUGGUUGAAAUGUUUAUUUCGGUACCAGUUCAACCUACCUGCACUAAUUUAUUAUUGGAAACUAGAACUCUUCAUAUCUUGUCCCAACUUAGUGAUUACUCAAAAACACAUCAAAUUUUAUUCGAAGCCAGAGUGGUAGAACAUGCCUUUAAUUUACUUCAACGAGAUUUGAAUCAGCAAGUCUUUCCAGAGCAAAACCCUUUUGUAGUUUCAAUGACCUCUUCUACUUUUUUAUGCAUGUUAUUGGUGAGCAAUUUGAGCAAAUACAAGGAAGGACAACGACACAUUUACGAUAAAGGUCUCACACCCAUUAUACGACUAUUACGAUUAUCAUCCGCCAUUGCGGAACAACGAAACAGAUAUGAACAAGGAAAACUAGAUUUUAACAUUGUUUUCACUCAAAAUGCAAUGACCUAUGAAGAGUAUGAAUUAUUGCCAAAGGUAAUCAGUAGGACUUUAGCAAAUAUCAGUACACUACCAGAAAGCCACUUCACAUUUUUCAAGGAAAUGUUUCUUGACUCUCUCUCCACAUUAAUUAUCAACAUGACUGGUGAAAGAACUGUCAUUUGGAAUUGUCUAUGCACUCUUUCAAAUCUUUGUGAAGCUGAUACCAUGUUACAACGAAAAUUAAUCGCAAAGAAUGGUGUUAGAGAUUGUUUGGUAAAAUAUUUAUUGGAAUCUGACCACAAACUGCAAAGUCGUUCUGUGAGAUGCAUUUCCAAAUUGGCACGAAAUGAAACCAUAUUGACACAAAUUCAUGACAUUUUCAAAAUCUCAAACAUUGUGAAAGCUGCCGACUCCAAUAGUAUGGACGAAUGUAAAUUGGAUGGUUUGAGAAUUUUAUUUCAUUUUUCUCAGUUCGAACAAUUUCAUCCAUCCUUUUUAAAAUCAGGUGCCAUUGAGUUCAUGAUUAAGGCCACCUAUUCACCUGUGGAGAGUAUUGUCGUGGAGAGUUUGAAAAAUCUAUUGAAUCUCAUAUUUGCUAAUGAUAAGAAUAUUAAGGAAGCCAUCACUCAAGCAGGUACAGUGGAUCGUUUAUGGGAUUUGAAGAAGAGCAACAAAAAUUCUGAGAAGGUGAGACGAUUAUGUUUGAGUGCGUUGAAGGCCAUGUGA
Molecule: messenger RNA, 4044 nt
Organism: Naegleria fowleri
Lineage: Eukaryota; Heterolobosea; Eutetramitea; Acrasida; Naegleriidae
Exons: 1
Coding region: 1-4044 (1347 amino acids)
Source: RefSeq, a predicted model, not a curated record